AUGAAGUUCACGUCCGCUCUCGUUCCUCUUGCCGCUGUCUUUGUUGUCUCUGUCACAUCAGCUUCUGUCAAAAGGGACGUGGACCCAAACCUGGUCCCUGACCUCGGAUUUCAUGCCGGGGUGAACCCUACCGGGACUGGGGACUGUGAUGGUGCCGUCAACGGACGUGACGGCAGGCCCAUAAAAAUCCCCUGCGCGUGCCCUCCAGACCGCAACACUUUCUUGCAGGCUUUGAAUGCGAACGUCGCUGCCGGACAUGCAAUCAACAAUCCCCCUAUUGCCGUCACGUUCCCGACGGAUAACUCUAAAGCUUCAAAGAACACGCGUAUCAUCGCUUCUCUCAUCACGCUGCAGAACCUUCACGGCCCCGGCCAAGGUUGUCCUGCGGUAUCAACGACCCUUCUUGCCCAGCAAGCUGCCAUCAACGCAGCGCCCGGAAAGCGUACAAGUUCUGCGGAUAUUUCACGACUUGCGCCUGAUCUUGGCUUCCACUCCGGUACGGGAGACUGCGACGGCGCUGUGAACGGUCCCAAUGGCCAACCCAUUAAGAUUCCUUGCGCAUGCCCGCCCGAUCGUGCGACCUUCCUCCAGCACCUGACAGCUGAUGUUACUGCCGGCCACGCCGUCAACAACCCUCCGAUAGCAGUCAUCUUCCCCACUGACAACUCUGUCCCCUCCCAACUCGCUCGCAUCAACACCGCUCUCAUCACGUUGCAGAAUUUGAACGGACCAGGGAAGGGCUGUCCUGCCGUUUCUACCACACUCCUGGCGCAGCGACAGGCUCUCCAAGGUUAA
Heterobasidion irregulare TC 32-1 is the source of this 795-nucleotide messenger RNA. RefSeq lists its product as uncharacterized. Lineage: Eukaryota; Fungi; Basidiomycota; Agaricomycetes; Russulales; Bondarzewiaceae. The coding region runs from base 1 to 795 and encodes 264 amino acids. The record is from RefSeq and is a predicted model, not a curated record. The transcript is spliced from 5 exons.